Molecule: messenger RNA, 936 nt
Organism: Daphnia pulex (common water flea)
Lineage: Eukaryota; Metazoa; Arthropoda; Branchiopoda; Diplostraca; Daphniidae
Product: caveolin-3-like
Exons: 5
Coding region: 140-625 (161 amino acids)
Biological process (GO): caveola assembly
Cellular component (GO): caveola
Molecular function (GO): molecular adaptor activity
Source: RefSeq, a predicted model, not a curated record
UUCAAACUGGUAAGCGACAUCAAACCAUCAGGGUCUUUUAGUCGCAUUUCAGGUGAGAAAGCGGACGGAGGUUGAGACAGAAAUAGUUGCGCAAUUUCACGUGUGCUGUCACCGCCGUCGGGAAAAUUUUUGAGAAGAAAUGAGUGUCAGUGCCGGGACAACGCGGAUUGUGGCCAUGGAAGGACAUUUGAAUAGCAGCAGCUUCGACAUGGACCAGCGCGAUCCCAACAACCUCAACAAUCACCUCCAAGUGCAAUGGAGCGACGUCAUCGGUGAACCUGAAUCCAUAAGGAGUAACGACUGCAUUUGGAAUUGCUCCUACAAAUGUUACCGCGGGACUAAAAACUGCUGCUACCAAAGUGUCACGCUCCUCUUCGCUCCGUUGUUGGCCUUUUGCAUGGGCUUGCAAUUCGCCUGUCUGGCCUUUCAACACAUUUGGUGCUACGUGCCGUGUAUUCGCUGCUUGAAGAUCAAUUGUUCCGUCGUUCGGGACGUGACCACCAUCAUUCUCCAGGCUUUGUGCGCUCCGUGGAUAGAGACGUGCGGCCAUUGCUUGUCACGCGUCAAGGUCCGCUACCAACGGAUUUCCGACCUUCAGGAAGAAGAGGAUCUCAUGACGGUCUGAAUAAGACGCGUGAAAACCGCGGCAGCUGCAGCACACAGAAUCUUAUAUACCCCACUCAAAUCGAGCCAUCGCAUUUAUUCCACCCUCCUCGUCGUAUAAUGAGUGUCAACAUUUUCAUUUUUCUAAAUUCUGAUUGAUUCAAAUUUAUAUUUCAAUACUCACACAAUCUACUAGGCUUGAAAUUUAGCUUAUACGUCUGGUCCAACAAUGCGCUACGCUGUACAAAAAGUGCCUUUCAUUUCAAUGUCAUUUGGCCGUCCUUUUGGAAAUGCGCGUCAACUUUUAAAUUCAAAUACACGGAAUACUCAAGA